Messenger RNA from Glarea lozoyensis ATCC 20868, 3147 nucleotides. RefSeq names its product Quinoprotein alcohol dehydrogenase-like protein. Gene Ontology annotation, molecular function: protein binding. Gene Ontology annotation, biological process: rRNA processing. The coding region runs from base 1 to 3147 and encodes 1048 amino acids. The record is from RefSeq and is a predicted model, not a curated record. The transcript has 3 exons. Gene Ontology annotation, cellular component: small-subunit processome; Pwp2p-containing subcomplex of 90S preribosome. NCBI's taxonomy places the organism in Eukaryota, Fungi, Ascomycota, Leotiomycetes, Helotiales, Helotiaceae.
AUGCCUUCCUCUAUUGUCCAGACCGUUCACGAUGGAGAUCGCACGGUUGCGAAACGACAGAAGCUCAGUGGAGAGGUUGCGCCUCGAGGAACGAAGAGAGAAUCGAGGUUAUUUACACCGUACAGAACAAUUGGAUUAGUAUCUUCGACUCCGGUUCCCUUUACGUCGAUUCCUCUAGGCAAAACCACUUUUCAAAUUACCACCUCCGUCGGACGCUGUUUGCAGACUUAUGAUCUGAAGCGCGGCCUCAAUCUUGUCUUUCUCACACGGCCACAAACACCAGAAGAUAUUACAGCUACAAUCGCAUGGAAAGAUAGGGUAUUUGCAGCUUGGGGCGGCUCAAAGGAGGGGUCAUCACAAGGUGUGUCAGUGUUUAAGAGAGGAAAAGAAAUAGCUGCGCUGGAUUUGCCGACAGAUUUGAACCAGCCCGUCAAACAAUUACUUGUAUUCGGAACAUGGAUCGUGGCAUGCUGCAAAACGAGAAUUGAGGUUUGGAAAUCGACUACCUACGAACACUACACGACACUGUAUCCGACAGCUGCCCAAAAAGGAAAAAAUGAACUUACCGGAGGGAUCACCAAUAUGCCAACAUAUUUGAACAAGAUUCUCGCUGGCAGGAAAGAUGGCGGGGUGGAGAUUUGGAACGUGAGCUCGGGGAAACUCAUUUACACAAUUCUACCACCAGCCGCAAAUUGUGGUGCUGUUACGGCGAUGCAGCCGACGCCAGCUCUUUCGAUGCUGGCCAUUGCCUACUCUUCGGGGCCUGUGACGAUACAUGAUAUCCGAUCCGAUAAAGCCGUCAUUCAGCUGAAUGGUGGAAAUUCUGGCUCGCUGGUCACUUCAAUUUCAUUUCGCACCGACGAUCUUGGCGCAGGCGACGAUGGAAAAACCCCUGGAGUCAUGGCUACAGCUGGACCAGAAAAUGGCGAUGUGACAUUCUGGGAUCUGAACGGAGGGGGGAGAGUAAUGGGAAUUCUUCGUGGUGCUCAUAAUCCACCCUCCGACUAUGGAGCAACUGUGGGUGGGGGGGUGAGUAAAGUUGAAUUUCUUCCAGGGCAGCCAGUGAUCAUUACCAGCGGCUUAGACAACUCGCUCAAGUCAUGGAUAUUUGACGAAACUCCAUUUUCUCCCGUUCCCCGAAUUUUACACUCUCGAAGCGGUCAUGCUGCUCCAGUGUCAAAGCUCUUGUUCCUUCCAACCGACUCGGAUGGGGCUGAUGCAGGUGGGAAAUGGCUGCUGAGUGCUGGAAAAGACCGAAGUCUAUGGGGAUGGAGUUUACGGAGGGACGGUCAGAGUACUGAGCUUAGCCAAGGAAACAUUCGCAAAAAGGCCAAGAAAAUGGGCAUCCUGUCUAAUGUGUCACUCGCGAACGAGCCAAGCACCAGUUUGGAGGACUUGAAGGCACCAGAAAUUACGUGUCUUGCUAUGUCUCUGAAUCGUGAUGGUGGGAUGGGAGCAAAUGCUGGUAAUGGUGCAUUAUGGCAGAAGGGGAAUUCAGGAAAUAAGAAAGCAACCGAUGCGACUUUGAGCGGAGCUACAGGAUGGGAGAGCGUAGUCACAGGACACAAGGAGGACAAAUUUGCUCGAACCUGGUUUUGGGGCCGAAAAAAGGCUGGAAGAUGGGCGUUUGAAACUGGAGAUGGUGGAUAUGUGAGCAGCGUCGCGAUCAGUCCGUGUGGUACCUUUGCUGCUGUUGGGUCUGAAAGUGGCGGAAUCGAUACUUUCAAUCUCCAAUCUGGUCUUCGGCGGCAGAGAUUUCCAUCGAAAUUAACCCCCGCCCAAGCAAGGAAACUCAAGCUUGAACAGCUUCAGGCGGCAGACUCGCUGGAGGUGCGUGGCAACACAUCAAAACGUUUUCCAAUGGGAUUGGGAAAGCAUACUCAGCCAGUUACGGGACUGGUAGUAGAUUCUCUUGUAAAAACACUGAUCAGUUGUUCAAAGGAUGGAAGAGUCAAGUUCUGGGACUUCACAAAUGGCCAUCUCGUGGAUGAAAUAGACUGGCAUAGUACGGUUUCGAUAACAGGCAUGCGAUAUCAUGCACCAAACGAUCUGAUAGCACUCACAAGCGACGACCUAUCCAUUCGGGUUGUGGAUAUCGAAACAAAGAGGACGAUUAGAGAACUAUGGGGUUGCACUGGAAAGAUAAAUGAUUUUUGUUUCUCCAGCGAUGGUCGGUGGAUCAUAGCUGCGUCGAGCGAUCGAAUCAUUCGAGUUUGGGAUUUGCCCACCGGACACUUAAUCGAUGCAAUCCGUAUGAAGACUCCAUGUACCGCUAUAGCCUUCUCCGCAACUGGCGAAUUUCUAGCAACAACCUGCGAAGGGGAAAUUGGUGUCAACAUCUGGAACAACAAAACCCUCUUCUCCCACGUCCCUACCCGCCACAUCUCUGAGGACGAAAUCGCAGAAAUGUCCGGCCCUACAGUCUCCGGCGAAGGCGGCCACAAUCUCAUCGACGGCGCCUUCGAAGACCAACCCGAAGACCCCGAAGAUUCUGCUCCCGCCCCUUCAAUCGACCAGUUAAGCUCUGACAUGAUGACACUCAGCUUAGUACCCAAAAGCAGAUGGCAAACCCUCCUCCACCUAGACCUCAUCAAACGACGCAACAAACCAACCGAAGCCCCCAAAGUCCCUGAAAAAGCACCCUUUUUCCUCCCCUCCCUCGAAAAGCCAAUGCCCAUCGCUGGUGUAAGUAGCGAGGAAAAGAAAGAUGACGGUAUUGCGGAACGCUCGAGGAUCAUGAAGAUGGAUCGUUACGCGUCGGAAGGCGCCUUCACUGUGGCGCUGCGAUCUGGGAGCGAUAGCGGAAAUUACACCCUCUUCAUCGACCACCUCAAAACGCUCUCCCCAUCCUCCGCAGACCUCGAGAUCCGCUCCCUGAACCCCGGCGUCGAAGCCGAAUCCGACGAACUUGUCAAUUUCGUCGCAGCGCUCACGAGUCGACUUAAGCAAAAACGAGAUUAUGAACUCGUGCAAGCGUGGAUGACGGUCUUUUUGAGGGUUCAUGGGGAGGUGGUGGCGAGUGAUGAACGGCUUGCGGAGGGGCUGAGGGAGUGGAGGGAGUAUCAGGGACGGGAGGGUGCGAGGUUAGGGGAUUUGGUUGGGUUUUGUGGGGGGGUUGUUGGGUUUUUGAGGGCGCCUAGGGGAUAG